AUGGCAGAUUUCUCAAUCCAGUCAUUGUUCAAUGUCAAGGGAAAGGUUGCUUUGGUGACGGGUGGUGGUUCUGGCAUUGGAAAAAUGAUGGCUGCUGCACUGGUUCAAAACGGAUGCAAGGUUUAUAUUGCAUCUCGUAAGCUUAAAGUAGUUCAAGACACCGCAUCUGAAUUGACUUUAAAGGGACCAGGCACAUGCAUUGCAAUUCAAUCCAAUCUGACGACUCGUGCUCAAGCUGAAUCUCUUGCUGCUACCAUUGCUUCCAAGGAAUCAAAACUGCAUGUUUUAAUCAACAACUCUGGUGUAGCUUGGGCUAGUCCCUUGCUGGAUUAUGACGAAAAACUGGGAUGGGAUAAUCUGAUGGCUUUAAAUGUCAAGGGAAUGUUUUACCUCACCGCAGCACUUGUGCCGUUGCUUAAAGCAGCUUCAAAUGGAAAUGUUGAUCCAGCUCGUGUCAUCAAUAUCAGUUCAAUCUCGGCCGUAUCACCCUUGGCUGAAGGAGUGCUUACACCUAACGGUUAUGGUACAUGGUCAUAUUCUGUUUCUAAAGCUGCAGUCAAUCAUUUAACAAAAACACUUGCUGCGUCACUUGCAAAGGAAAUGAUUACUGUCAAUGCAAUUGCUCCAGGAGUGUUUCCCUCUGGAAUGACCCAAUACAGUUUAUCUCAGGCUGAAAACCACUUGGUCAAGUUGCAACCUAUGGGAAGGAUUGGCAUUCCUGACGAUCUGGCUGGUUUAGCUUUGUUUUUGUCUAGCAGAGCUUCAUCUCAUAUGACUGGUGUUAUCUUUACUAUGGAUGGUGGUGCUAUUCUUGGUAUACCCCCAACCCGUCUAUGA
Batrachochytrium dendrobatidis JAM81 is the source of this 837-nucleotide messenger RNA. RefSeq lists its product as uncharacterized. Lineage: Eukaryota; Fungi; Chytridiomycota; Chytridiomycetes; Rhizophydiales. The record is from RefSeq and is a predicted model, not a curated record. Bases 1 to 837 code for a protein of 278 amino acids. The transcript has 7 exons.